Molecule: messenger RNA, 1466 nt
Organism: Monodelphis domestica (gray short-tailed opossum)
Lineage: Eukaryota; Metazoa; Chordata; Mammalia; Didelphimorphia; Didelphidae
Gene: SNCG
Product: synuclein gamma
Biological process (GO): synapse organization; synaptic vesicle endocytosis; chemical synaptic transmission
Cellular component (GO): neuronal cell body; cytoplasm; axon terminus
Molecular function (GO): cuprous ion binding
Source: RefSeq, a predicted model, not a curated record
CUGGAUGACCAUCUGUCAGGGAUCCUUUAGAGGGCAUUUCUGCUGGGUGUCUGAUCUCUGGGGUCCCUCCCAGGCCUGAGAUUCUGGGGGUCAAUGAGAGCAAAGCCAAAAAAGGUCAAUUUUACUGGGUCUUUGUUGAGGUGGUUCAGAGCAGAGCUGAGCCCUGGGAAUAAAUGCAGGAUGGAGUCUGGUGUUCUCUUAGGAGGGGGAAGGACCACAGGUGGGCUCCCUGGUCACAUCCUCCAUUUUUCAUAACCCUCCAGUGAAAAGGGGUGGCCACCGAAGAGUGGGUUCCAGUGCCCAGGAAUAGCCCAAGAUUGGGCUAACUUGGGGCAGGGUCCUCAGAUGGAUCAGGCCAGCUCCCCCUGAUAUCUCCUGGGCAUCUCGGGACCCCAUUCUCCUUCCAGGAGUACUUUGCCCUUGGAGGAGGGAAUAAGAGCAUUGCAGCUUCCAGAGGCUGGCUGGGGGCCAGCCACACUCCUUUCUUCUCUCUCCUCUCUGCUCUGCUCCCCACCAGGCCACGCCGGAGCAUUAAUAUUUCAGCACUGCCUGGCUGCUGGCAUUGGCUCUACUGCAGUGCACUUUGUCAAUAAGAGACAGCCAGGCAGGGAGGGAGCUAACUGGCCACCAGCGGAGGAACCAAGAGCAGCAGCAACAGCAUCCCGCUCACUUGGACUGCACUGAGCAGGAGGCUGAGGAGAGGCUGAUCCUGCCCCACUCCAGGAAGCCACCAUGGAUGUUUUUAAGAAAGGGUUCUCCAUUGCCAAGGAGGGGGUCGUGGGGGCUGUGGAGAAGACCAAGCAAGGAGUCACUGAGGCAGCUGAAAAAACCAAGGAGGGGGUGAUGUAUGUGGGGACAAAAACCAAGGAGGGUGUAGUACAGAGUGUGACCUCAGUUGCUGAAAAGACCAAAGAACAGGCCAACCUGGUAAGCGAUGUCAUGGUGGCCAGUGUGAAUACCGUGGCCAAUAAAACCGUGGAGGAGGCAGAAAACAUUGUGGUGACCAGUGGCAUCGUUAGGAAGGAGGACUUGGUAAAUCCAGCCCAACCUGAGCAUGGGGCUCCGGAAGAGCAGCCAGCAGAGGCUGCAGAAGUUACUGAGGAGGUAGAGGGCAGCGGAGACUAGCUGAAGAGCCCUCCUGGAGCCAGGCGGGGGACUGUGGAGCCUUUAGCUGACGCUCACCUUCUUCCCUGCCACCUCCCUCGCCCAGAGCAGACACCUUCUCAGACCCAGAUGCCUUCCUCCUCCCCCGUCCUUGAUUGGGCAAACACAUCCUGCUCCGUGUGAACAUCAGGUUCUGGAGCCUCCCUAUCCGCCCAUCCAUGUGGAUAUCCUUGUUACUGCCCUCUCCUUCCCUCCUUGUGCCCCCCUGUUCACGUUGACUCUCUAGAUGCUGGGUGUGCUUCAUUUAUUUAUUUAGUUAUUUAUUUACAAACGAUACCAAAUAAAACUGCCGUUGAACUAGG